UGGCUACUGUCACCUCUCAUUUUCCGUGACGACUAUGUUUUUAUCCAAUCUGAUUGGUUUGUGGGACUUGCUUACACGGCGGGAACUUCUAGCUAGCUUGUCAGAUAAUAUAUCAGUUGGACAAGGCAGUCACCAUGGCUGCUCCCCCAGUGGAGUACACCAUAGGAGGGGUGAAGAUACAGUUCCCUUGCAAAGCCUACCCCUCGCAGCUGGCCAUGAUGAACUCUAUAGUGCGAGGGCUGAAUCAUGGACAGCACUGUCUAUUGGAGAGCCCUACAGGGAGUGGCAAGAGCCUAGCCCUGCUCUGCUCUGCCCUGGCCUGGCAGCAGGCACAAUAUGGUAAGCUUGAACAGGACGGCAGCAAUCCUACAGAGGGUAAGAAGCCAGCUGUCACCACCCCCUGUCCGUGUGCCUGUCAUAGCAAACCCGCCAGUGUCCCAGACAACAGGCCCAAAGCACUAGCCACUGUGGUGGUGGACCUCACAGGCUCACCGGAGGUAGUGAUGGCACAGGGAUCAUCUUGUCCCACAGACCCAGUGCCCCCUCCACCAGAGGAGUACAAGCCCAAGUCUCUAGCCUCUCGUCUGUCUGACAAGGUCCAGACCUCCCUCACCUCCGAGGAUGAUGACUUCCAGCCUGAUAGGAAACGCAUCCGCACCCCUGCCAUGGAGCAGAAGGGUCGUAAGAGGAGGUGCGUGGAGCCGGGAGUGGUGUUUAUAGAUGAUGAGCCAGAAGGAGAGCGGCCAGUGCCUGGAGCACAGACCUGGACUGUGGAGCUGAGUACCCAGGCACAGACUAUAGACCUGCCACUUGAUAGAAACUGCUGUUCCCCCAUGCUGUCCUGCUCUCUCUGCCCCUGUGCCUCAUCCAAAGGCGGCCAGAAUGGAGCCCCGUGGAAGUCUUCAAAGGAGAAGGACAAAGAGGGCAAGAAGAAACAAGUCCCCAAGAUCUUCUUUGGCACGCGCACCCACAAACAGAUCACUCAGGUCGCCCACGAGAUGAAGCGUACGCUCUACUCUUCCGCCCCCAUGACCAUUCUGUCCAGUAGGGACCACACCUGUGUUCACCCAGAGGUGGUGCCUCAUUCCAACCGCAACGAACGCUGCAAGGAACUGCUGGAAGCCAAGAAUGGCGUGUCGUGCCGCUUCAAAAACGGCGUGCACAAGAUGCAGGACCAGAACGCUUUGCAGUGGGUCCAUGGUCUCCACCAGGCCUGGGACAUAGAGGACCUGGUUCGGCUGGGGGGCCGGCUGAGGGCCUGCUCCUACUACGCUGCAAGGGACCUCAUGCAGGAAGCCUGUAUCGUCUUCUGUCCCUACAACUAUCUACUGGACCCCCUCAUCAGGGAGAGCAUGCAGAUCAACCUGAAGGGUCAGAUUGUGGUUCUGGAUGAGGCCCACAACAUAGAGGAAUGUGCCAGGGAGAGUGCCAGCUACACCCUGAACAAACCCCAGCUGCUCUCUGCCAGGGAGGAGCUGGACGGCAUGGUGACCCAUAACAUCAGACGCUCCAACCACGAACCCCUACGUGCCUUCUGCUGCUCCCUGCUCAACUGGAUGCAGGAGAGCUGCAGUGUUCUGGCUGAAAGGGAGUAUGAGAUGUCUUGUAAGGUGUGGAACGGCAAGGAGGUUCUAGGACUCUUCCACACCAUGGGCAUCACUGCUGACACUUUUGCCAUGCUGCAGAAACACCUGGCAGCGGUGUUGGAGAAGGAGGAGCGAGUUGGGCUGGUGAACGGGAGGGAGGACACCGUGGAGGUCCCCACCAUCAGCUCAGCCAGCUCCUCUGUCCUCAAGAGUCUCUUCAUGGUGCUGGACUUCCUCUACAGGGACAAGAGCAGGUUUGCAGAGGACUACCGCGUGGCACUGCAGCAGUCCUACGCCUGGACCACUGCUCCAGACGUAGCAGAUGCUCAGGGCUUCUUCGCCAGGCCCAACCGCCGACGCCACAGUGCCAAGACCAAGACCCUCGUACACACACUCAGCUUCUGGUGCCUCAACCCUGCUGUGGCGUUCUCAGACCUUUCGGACAGUGUUCACAGCAUCGUGUUGACCUCAGGCACAUUGUCUCCUAUGGGAUCCUUCUCCUCAGAACUGGGGGUCAAGUUCUCUAUCCAGCUAGAGGCCAGCCACGUCAUCAGCAAGUCACAGGUGUGGGUGGGUACGCUGGGCUCUGGCCCCCAGGGGAGGAAGCUGUGUGCCACCUUCCAGCAUGCUGAGACCUAUGCCUUCCAGGAUGAGGUGGGAGCCCUGCUGCUUCGGGUCUGCCAGGCCGUUGGAAGGGGAGUGCUCUGCUUUUUGCCCUCCUACAAGAUGCUGGACAAGCUGCGUGACCGCUGGACCAACACAGGGCUGUGGGAGAAGCUGGAGGAGAGGAAGACUGUGAUCACAGAGCCUAGAGGAGGAGGGAAGGGAGACUUUGAUGAGCUGCUGCAGGUGUACUAUGAUGCCAUCAGAAUCAGUGGAGAGUUUGCAGGGGACAGAGAUGGAGCUCUGCUGAUGGCAGUAUGUAGAGGGAAGGUGAGUGAAGGACUGGACUUCACAGACGACAACGCCAGAGCAGUGGUCACCAUCGGCAUCCCCUUCCCCAACAUCAAGGACCUGCAGGUGGAGCUGAAGAUGAAGUAUAAUGACCAGCACUGUAAAGCCAGGGGUCUGCUGUCAGGCUCCCGCUGGUAUGAGAUCCAGGCCUACAGAGCCCUCAACCAGGCCCUGGGCAGGUGUAUCAGACACAAGAAUGAUUGGGGAGCCCUCAUUCUGGUAGACGACCGGUUUGGGAACAACCCCAACAAAUACAUCUCAGGUCUGUCCAAAUGGGUGCGUAACCUGGUCAGGCACCACGACACCUUCAGAGGUGCCAUGCAGUCGCUGGUGGCCUUCUCCCAGUGCCAACAGGGGGCAGGAGAGAUCCAUAGAGCAGGGAGCCAGACCUUCAACAGCACCACCGUCCUGUCUCCAGCCAGUCAAUCUUCAGUGACUGUGCAAGAUCUGUCCCACUGUCGGCCCAGUCCUAGCCCCAGCUCAGACUGCCUUCUCUGGGCCACGGUGCACCACACUACCACAUCUCAGGUCCCAGAGCCCCACACCCAACUACAGGGGUUCAGGUCCUGGGUUCCCCCUACGGUCUCUGUCCCACCUGCUCUGUGGCCUCUCCCCACCACCAGCACUGGAAAGAGUGGAAACAGAGGUGACCAGAAGCAGACACAGCAACACCCCUCCACUCAUCCGAACAGUGAUCCCAAGGCCCCGCCCCCGAACAUCUCCACUCCCCUCACCACCCCACGGUCCGUGCACCACCUCUUCACCUCCACCCUUGUGAGCUCCACCCACUUCAAGACUCCAAUCUUCCAGGCCCAGGACCCAAGCAGGCAUCAAGAUCAUCUGGAUGACCUGCCACGGCCUGACUCUGUGGAGGAGGAGAAGAAGAUCCAGGAGAAUGUGAGUCAGGAUCCCUGGAUCCCCUUCCCAGGAGGGAUGGCCCGUGAGGGACUGGAUGGACCGGCAUCUACCCCUCCCAGCCCGGACCAGGACCAGGGUCCGGUUCUAGUCCUCUCCCCAGUGGAGGUCCCUGCCAGUUGUGAGCCCAGACAGACCACUGUAGUUGUUGACGAUCCCACCCUGCUAGAGGAAGAGGAAGACCAGAGCAUCUUCUUCACACCUGAGAUGUUUGAUGACGAAGAUGAGGUGGUGGACACCAAGCCUCUCCCCAGGACAGUGCAGGGGAUGAUGACAGGGGAGGGAACUGUGCUUGCGUCCAGCCUUGCUCUCUCUACCGGAACAGCCCAGGCUCUGUCUGAGGACCUGUUUGGCCCAGAGCAGGGUCCCAGGGAGGACACAGAGACAGUCACUACCACUGAUACCAAGAGGGGAGGCGCUAUCGCUCCCUCAGCCAGUAGAGACUGUGUCAGUGUGGGAUGGGAACAGGACAGGCAGCAGGGGAGUAGGAUAGGGAGUGGUGAUGAGGCCCAACAGACCCAGAGACAGGAGGACCAAGGUCAGGGAGAAGGACAGGAGCUGAACCAGGGGGCGACCCAAGGCCAGAGCAGGCAGACAGGCAGCAGGACACACAGACUGUCCAGGUCCAAACAGAAAGCUCCAGAGCCAUCCUCAGGUCACUGCGCUGAGGACCUUGUUGCAAGACCGACCCAGCCAUGGAAAGGGAGAGUUGUUCCAAAACUUUCUAAAACUCAGGCUAAGAACCAGGUCCAGACCCAUGUCAGGUGCAGUCAGAGGAGCAGAGGCAGGACCAAGGCAGGGGUGCGCUUUGCACCCACCUCCAGUAUCCCAGUCCAGCCACAGACCAAAGACCAGAGCCUAGAGGUCCAGGGCAGGACAGCCAGAGUCAGAUCUGCUAGUGUCGCUGGUCCUGAAGAGACUGAGGGAGAGCAGGCUGUCACAGGAUGGAAGGACCAGGCCUCUACCAAGCCUGUGACUAGUAUUAGGGCCAAGAACAGGGGGCCAGAGGACUCUUUCAAGUCAGGAACCAGCAGGACGGCCAGGGGGCAGGAGGAUGUUCCCAAGCCAGAGACCAACAGCAGUAAGGCCAAGGGGCAGGAGGUUACUAGUGUUUUCUGCCAACAGUACAGCAGCAGGGGGAGAUUGAAGACAACAUGCAGAACAGAGGAGAAGAGAUUCAGGGGGAAAGAGGCACGGUUGCCCCCCUCUUGGGAGGGCCUGGAAGAAGUCACGAGCAGCACCCCCGCCACCACAACAGUGCACUUGGACAUUGUCAACCCUAAAUGCGAGGGUAGAGUGUGUGUCCCAGGAAGUCUUGGAGGUGAACCUGAGACUGAGAGUAGCUCCACUGGUCUAGCAAAGGAAGGGCCUGGUAGUCAGAACUCUUUACAGAAAGGCAUCAAGGUGCAGGAUAGAGGGGGCAACAGGGCCUCUCGGAGGAGGAAGGUGCAUUAGGGGCCACUGCAUAGACCAGGUUUGGAGCCUAGGUAUCUGAACAGUAGUGAUGCACAUUGUUUGUAUGUGACAUGGCUAAUAUGAUGCACAUCAUGCCAACUCAAGUCUUGUCUUUCAGAGGACUAACAACCACAGACCCUGUUCCAGAGGACGACUGUGCUGUGUGUGGGCAGCAGCUACUGCCUGUGGCAGAGGGUACAUUUAAUUCCCACAAAUAAACACAUAUCCUUAUGUCAGUGAUCCUCAAUCAAAUCAACAGAUGUUGUAACUUGUGACCGUGUACCUUAAGUGAGCUGCAGAGCACUGUAUGUUAUCUGGAGCAGAUAGCUAGGCUUAAAGGCACCGGCACACUGUCCAUGCCUCCAUGUCCCCCCUACCCCACUGGUGGUAUGGGGGCAUAGCGGCCCUACAGGCCCUCAGAAGCUGUCUUCAGCCUUACAGGGACAACAACACUACAGGUAGACAUUAAAUAAAUAAUACAUCUGACUUUAUCUUUAAUCUUUACGUUGUUGCCUAACCUACAGGAAUUAGUUCAUUUGUGAUUUCACUGUGGAAUAAUACAGCCACAUACGAAGAACCUGCUAUUACAGACUUUCCUUGUUCGGGCUUGUUUUAGUACCUCUGGGGAUGACCAUAAAGAGAGGGAAGCACUGUUAUAGGAGCUAAACAUUGCAGUCAGCAAGAUGUUUCCAUAGUUACAAAACCCCUGCUUCAUUGAUGCCAUAAGUCUAUGCUGGGGAGCUCCCCUCUCUUUGAAGUAGAGAAACCAACCUGUCUGAACGAUGUCCCAACUCUGAAAGGCUCUAACCUGGAUCCACCCAAAUCACUGACUCAAUAGAUUAUUCAGGACAAAAGAAGCCAUGGUGCCUGCUAGAAUCCCCUAGUCACUUUUCCCUUUGACAGUGGUGCUAUCCAAGCCAAAGAAUAAGAAUGAAUCAUUCUAUUUCUCUGAUCCAAGCACCUUUCAUCCAUACAUACAGUACACACUUCCCCAACAGCAUUCUAUAGUUCCGUUGGUAUAUGUAUUUACAGUCCCUUCAAAGUAAUGAUCCAUUUAAACUAUCUGUCGUUAUAAAACAGCAAUCAGUGUCACUAGCCAAAGAGCGUUUAUACGUAUUCACUUUCCCCCAGGAUUAAGGUGUACGACUUUCUGUGCUGACGAGUGAGUUAAUGUGUGGCUGGCGGCUGAGGCCUUUGAUGCUGUCUCCCUACAGGCUUUUCUGUGGGUUACUUUGCAUUUAGUUGUUUUGUCCUUUAUUUUCAUUUUCUCUUUCACUCUCUGAAGCGCGCACACACACACACACACACACACACACACACACACAGACGUACAGCCUACAAUUCUAUCUGGGACCCAGUGGAGUGCUCUGUGACAAGGCUGCUACAGUGUAGAGGUUGUGCCUUCCACAACCCCUACUCUUCCUCUCCUGCUGCUGUGGUAGCAGCUGAGAUCCAGCACCCACGGGACCCCACCCUGGACCAGGUGAGCUUCGAAGCCUCAACCUUACAGGGAGGGACACAGCACCUUGUACUAGGUGUGCUUGGUCUGGUUGUCCUCUAGCUGGUGCUCCACAGACACAAACAAUUGUUUAUUCCUUAAAAGCAGCAUAUGAAUAAGGAGAGACUAAAUACAUUUGCUUGAAGAACAGUGAUGCUAAGAGUAUGCUAAGUUUUCUAACAGAAUGACAGUUUGUGACAUCAUUCUGUUACCAAACUUUGUUGAACUCACAGGUAUAAGUUAUGUAAUGACAUACAUCUUUUGUUCUGUGCUUAGUACAAGAUGUUCUUUUCUAUCUUCAUAUGUUGCAGUGGGUUUGAAGUGUGGGUUCAGUAACCAAUGUGACAGAUGAACGUUGCAUUGUAACCAAUAUCUGUCCCUCUUCUGUGUUCAGAAAUAUGCUGUAAUUAUUGAACUGUAUGAUGCAAAAUUAAGACUGAAACAUCAUGCCAAUAUCAAUCUAUGGUUGAUAGUGUGUGUGCGCGCAUGUGUGAUGGCAUUGUACUGUACAACCUCUUAGAUGUAAAGUCCCCUGUUUUGGGGACCUACUUGGUUCUAGUACCGGUUCCGACUGACAUUUUCACUUAUAAAUCAGUAUGUGGAUACCAUAGAUCGAAAUGGAUUGCAUUAAGUGGUAGUCCUGAUUCUCAUGGACACAGGAGUAUGUCUCUUCUGCCUGUGUAAAGCAGGAUGUGAAAUCUGACACCACUUGAAGCUGGCAUGCCCCUCCAUUUAAUUCGCUCUUCCGACUGUGCAUCAACUCCUGACUAAACCCUACAUCACGAACAGCCACUAACAAUGCAUAUGCCUGGAAUCCUUACAUCGCAAUUCAGCAGGAGAGAGUGGUUUCGUUGCUGUAGCACAUUCAGAGACCGAUUUAUGGCCAGUAAUCUAAAAUAAUUAGAUCAUUUUAAACAAAAAACACUGUCAUAGAUGGACAAGAUUAAUAGGAGAUGAAAGGUGAGUUCCUCACGAGUAAUGGAAGGCAAGCUCUGUGAGAAGUUCACAGUGAUGGGGGCAGAUGUUUGAUCAGGAGAGAACUUUAGAAAAUAUGCACAUUUUCUCUAACACUAAAUAUACAUCUGUAUUUCACAGUUACAAGCAGUGGUGGAAAAAGUCCCCAAUUUUCAUACUUGAGUAAAAGUAAAGAUACCUUUUUAAUAGAAAAUUACUAUGGGAAGUCACCCAAUCAUGGGAAGUCACCCAGUAAAAUACUACUUGAGUAAAAAAGUAUUUAGUUUUAAAUAUAUUUAAGUAUCAAAAGUAAAUGUAAAAAUAAUUUCAAAUUCCUUAUAAAGCAAACCAGAUGGCUACAUUUUCUUGUUUGUUUUUAAAGUUUACUGAUAGCCAGGGGCAUGCUCCAACACUCAGACAUAAUUUACAAAUGAAGCAUGUGUUUAAUAGGUCCGCCAGAUCAGAGGCAGUAGGAAUAACCAGGGAUGUUCUCUUGAUAAGUGUGUGAAUUAUUUUUGGGUGUCAGGGGAAAUGUAUGGAGUAAAAAGUACAUCAUUUUCUUUAGAAAUGUAGUGAAGUUGCUGCUACCGUUUCUUAUGGCUGAAAAUAAAUUCUGGACCAUCAAAACAGCGAUUACUCACCUCGAACUGGAAGAAUAUUUUUACUUUAACGAGUCCGACGCGAACGAUAUACUGCUUUCUCGGGAACAGUCUCAAAUCCCGUCAUUUGCGUGAAGAAAAGACAGAUGGGGCGGAGGUCGGGCUGCCUGUUAAGAAUUUUUAGGCGAGUGAGUAAACCCCCACUGCCAUACAUUCUGUUGGCUAAUGUACAAUCAUUGGCAAAUUUAAAAUGGAUGACCUACAAUCAAGAUUAUACUACCAACGGGACAUUAAAAACUGUAAUAUCUUAUGUUUCACCAAGUUGUGGCUGGACGACAACACGGAUAAUAUAGAGCUGGCAGGAUUUUCCAUGCACCCGCAGGACAGAGAAGCUACGCCUGGUAAGACGAGGGGUGGGGCUGUGUGUCUAUUUGUCAAUAACAGCUGGUGCACGAUAUCUAAUAUUUAAAACGUUUUUUAGGUAUUGCUCGCCUGAGGUAGAGUACCUUAUGAUAAGCUGUAGACCACAUUAUCUACUAAUAGAGUUCUCAUCUAUAUUAUUAUCGUAGCCGUCUAUUUACCACCACAAACCGAUGCUGGCACUAAGACCACACUCAACCAACUCUGUAAGGCCAUAAGCAAACAAGAAAAUGCUCAUCCAGAAGCGGCGGCCCUAGUGGCCGGGGACUUUAAUGCAGGCAAACUUAAAUCUGUUUUACCUCAUUUCUACCAGCAUGUCACAUGGUCAACCAGAGGGAAAAUAACUCUAGACCACCUUUACUCCACACACAGAGAUGCAUACAAAGCUCUCCCCCACCCUCCAUUUGGCAAAUCUGACCAUAAUUAUAUCCUUCUGAUUCCUGCUUAACAAGCAAAAACUAAAGCAGGAAGUACCAGUGUCUCGCUCAAUACGGAAGUGGUCAGAUGAUGCAGAUGCUAUGCUACAUGACUGUUUUGCUAUCACAGACUGGAAUAUGUUCCUGGAUUCAUCCAUUGGCAUUGAGCAGUAUACCACCUCAGUCAUUGGCUUCAUCAAUAAGUGCAUCCACAACAUUGUUCGUCCCCACAGUGACCGUAUGUACAUAUCCCAACCAGAAGCCAUGGAUUACAGGUAACAUCUGCAAUGAGCUAAAGGCUAGAGCUGCUGCUUUCAAGGAGAGGGACACUAAUCCAGACGCUUAUAAGAAAUCCCGCUAUGCCCUCAGACAAACCAUCAAACAAGCAAAGAGUCAAUACAUGAUUAAGAUUGAAUACUACUACACCGGCUCUGACGUUUGUCGGAUGUGGCAGGGCUUAAACCAUUACAGACUACAAAGGGAAACCCAGCCGCGAACUGCCCAGUGACGCGAGCCUUCCAGACGAGCUAAAUGCCUUGCAUCGAGGCAAGCAACACUGAAGCAUGCAUGAGAGCACCAGCUGUUCUGGACGACUGUGUGAUAACGCUCUUGGUAGUCGAUGUGCGCAAAACCUUUAAACAGGUCAUCAUUCACAAAGCCAUGGGGCCAGGUGGAUGACCAGGAUGUGUUCUCAAAGCAUGCGAACCAACUGGCAAGUGUCUUCACUCGAGGUCGACCGAUUAAUCGGAAUGGACAAUUAAUUGGGGCCGAUUUCAAGUAACAAUCGGAAAUCUGUAAUUUUAGAAGCCGAUUUUGCCCGUUUUUUAUUAAAACAUUAUUAUUCUUUUUUUACCCAUUUAACUAGGCAAGUCAGUUAAGAACACAUUCUUAUUUUCAAUGACGGCCUAGGAACGGUGGGUUAACUGCCUUGUUCAGGGGCAGAAUGACAGAGUUUUACCUUGUCAGCUCAGGGAUUCAAUCUUGCAACCUUACAGUUAACUAGUCCAACGCUCUAACCACCUGCCUCACAAGGAGCCUGCCUGUUACGCGAAUGCAGUAAGAAGCCAUGGUAAGUUGCUAGCUAGCAUUAAACUUAAUCAAUCAUAAUCACUAGUUAUAACUACACAUGGUUGAUGAUAUUACUAGCUUAUCUAGCGUAUCCUGUGUUGCAUAUAAUCGAUGCAGUGCGCAUUCGCGAAAAAGGACUGUCGUUGCUCCAAUGUGUACCUAACCACAAAUACCAAUGCCAUUCUUAAAAUCAAUACACAGAAGUAUAUAUUUUUAAACCUGCAUAUUUAGCUAAAAGAAAUCCAGGUUAACAGGCAAUAUUAACCAGAUGAAAUUGUGUCACUUCUCUUGCGUUCAUUGCACGCAGUCAGGGUAUAUGCAACAGUUUGGGCCGCCUGGCUCAUUGCGAAAUAAUUUGCCAGAAUUUUACGUAAUUAUGACAUAACAUUGAAGGUUGUGCAAUGUAACAGGAAUAUUUAGACUUAUGGAUGCCACCCGUUAGAUAAAAUAGGGAACGGUUCCGUAAUCCGCUGAAAGAAUAAAUGUCUUGUUUUCGAGAUGAUAGUGUCACGUUCUGAACUUAGUUCUUUUGUUAUGUCUUAAAUAUGGUCAAAGCGUGAGUUGGGUGGGUUGUCUAUGUUAGUUUUUCUAUGAUUUGCUAUUUCUGUGUUUGGCCUGGUAUGGUUCUCAAUCAGAGGCAGCUGUCAAUCGUUGUCCCUGAUUGAGAACCAUAUUUAGGCAGCCUGUUUCCUGUUGUGUGUCUGCACCAGCCAGAACUGUUUUCGGUCGUUUCUCUUUGUUAUUUUGUUAUUUCCGUGUUCAUUUAAUAAAUAUGUACACAUACCACGCUGCACCUUGGUCCUCACCUUCUUCCACCGACGACGACCGUUACAGACCGUUACAGUUUCUGGAUUUGACCAUUAUUAAUGACCUAAGGCUCGUAUUUCUGUGUGUUAUUAUAUUAUUAUUAAGUCUAUGAUUUGAUAGAGCAGUCUGACUGAGCGAUGGUAGGCACCAGCAGGCUC
This is a messenger RNA of Oncorhynchus keta (chum salmon), 10830 nucleotides long. Its product is annotated as Fanconi anemia group J protein homolog. Lineage: Eukaryota; Metazoa; Chordata; Actinopteri; Salmoniformes; Salmonidae. Gene Ontology annotation, molecular function: DNA binding; DNA helicase activity; ATP binding. The record is from RefSeq and is a predicted model, not a curated record. Gene Ontology annotation, cellular component: nucleus. Gene Ontology annotation, biological process: double-strand break repair involved in meiotic recombination; nucleotide-excision repair. The coding region runs from base 135 to 4910 and encodes 1591 amino acids. The transcript has 22 exons.